UGACGGCAGAAGAAAUAUCACCUUUUUGUGGUGGAAACUACAAUAUAAUUUUUUGAUGCAUGAGAAUGUAGAAAGUGUAAAUAGUGGAAGCUGCUAAAUCAUAAUGCAAACAGCUCUUCAGCCCAUGAGUUGAAUUUUCUUCCGUGAAAUGGUUUGGCAUUAUUUUUUAAGUAUCAUUCACCUCAAAUGAAAUUUCCACUGACACGGAAGCUUGAUGGAACAACCCUGUUUUUAUUUUCUUGAGUUUUACCAUGAGGGCUCGUCUUCCCAAAGAGAGCAGUCCCGUUCCGAUAACCACUGAGGAAAGUGACUUCAUCUGCUUCCUCUGUGUUUGGUUUUUUGACAAGUAAGCACAGGAAACCCUGUACAAGUGGCAAGGCAGAAGGAAGAACCACUCCAACCCAAAGGAGCUAAUCAGUCUGGAGCACACACAGUUGCUGUAGAACCUAGGGCUGUAGAAAGUGGAGCAGAGAUGCUCGCUGAGAUGAAGUGUUUGCAUGAAAAGAUGCUCACUGUAUUGGUGGUUAAACAGACACCAGAAUGGAUGUUGUGGUGAUAUAAUUGCGUGCGCCAUGGAAGCCAAAUGUGGAAUUAAUUUUGUUCUGAAGAACUGGAGUGCCUGUGCCCUGCUCACUGUCACAGUGGUGAUGGCAACAAUUGGAUCAUUCCCAGCAAGAGGGUCCAUUCAAAAUAAGUCUGAACAGCAUCAUGCCAACAGUUCAGUCACAGCAAUGAUGGUGAACAAUAUUAAACUUCAGCUGGCAGAAGGCAAAUCAAAAACGGAUGCAGUGGUUGGCACUGAAGUUAUACUGACCUGUCCCCAUCAGAGACCUAUGAUAAUGGUAUCUUGGAAUGCCAACUUAAAGAAUGGAACAGUUUGCUAUUUAUCAUACAUCAGUGACAGAAAUCAAACAGGGGGAAACUGCAGUGAGGAUAGCAUGUGUUGGUUAUCUAGACCAGACAAGGACUCCACCCUUCAGUUAAAGUCAGCACAGAUAUCCAGUGAAGGAAUAUAUAAAUGUUCUACAGCAACUGCUGAUGGAACAUUCAGCCAUGAACAUAAUCUAACCAUAUUAGUACCUCCUGAGGCGUCCCUGAUUCAUGACGACAUCAAUGGAACUGCCAUUUGCAAGGCAGUUGCAGGGAAACCAGCUGCACAGAUCUCAUGGUUCCCAGGAGGAGAGUAUAACACCAAGAGUGAAAAUUUGCUUAAUGGCACACAGACUGUCACCAGCGUAUACAAGGUCAACAACUCUGAGGGGAGCAAAGUAACUUGCUUUGUCUCCCAUCCUGCAUGGAAGGAGUCCUUCAGGCUCUCAUUAGGUGGACAAAGUAAAAAAAAGGAAGAUGUAACAAUCACCAUUCUAUUUUCCAGCCUUGCUGGUGUCUUGGGAAUUCUCCUGCUUUCAGUUUUCAUCUGCCUCCUCUAUAGAAGAAAAAGAGAAGUUGCAGCACCCAAAAGUCCUGAAACAAUGUCAAGACCAAGCAUCCAGGAGAGUGAGUUGGAGCCAUAUGCCAUUUUCGUACAAGUGGAAAAUGUGAUCUAUGAGAAAGCAGGUGACUUCCCACAGAGUGAAUGACACUUCCCACCAGAACUCUUUUCUUCAACAUGAAACAGUGUCUGACUUGAACUGUGUAACAGAAAAAUACAUGGGCAGGGGGGUCAUUAACACCUUACAGUGACCCUCCCAUGGACAUGGGUACAUCUUGGCUUUCUGUAUCCUUCCCACAAACCCAACAGCCUGUUGUCUCUCUCUGCCAAUGCCCCAUACUUGUCAAAAAACCAGAGUCAAUUAUCUGUAUGUAAAAGAGGCUGAGCAAUUAUGCACCUUUUCUCCAGGCUCUGUGGAAUUCUUCCAAGAACUCUGCUGGCCUUAAAUAUUCUGCUCUGCAUCAUAACGAAUCUUCUUUUUCUCACAUUGACUGUAUUUUUCCAGUCUAAGCAUUCAGAAAGCUGUUUCGAAAACUAUGACAAGAGGUGAUUCUAAUUAAUUGUCACUGUCUUUCUGCCUAAUCCAAGCAGACCAUUCACUUCAAUAUGGGGCAUUAAGUACAGGUUAAGAAGAUCAAACCUAUCCAUUCUUAAGGAAAUCAGCCCUGAGUGCUCACUGGAAGGACAGAUCCUGAAGCUGAGACUCCAAUACUUUGGCCACCUCAUGAGAAGAGAAGACUCCCUGGAAAAGACCCUGAUGUUGGGAAAGAUGGAGGGCACAAGGAGAAGGGGACGACAGAGGACGAGAUGGUUGGAUAGUGUUCUCGAAGCUACCAGCAUGAGUUUGACCAAACUGCGGGAGGCAGUGGAAUACAGGAGUGCCUGGCAUGCUCUGGUCCAUGGGGUCACGAAGAGUCGGACACGACUAAACAAC
Molecule: messenger RNA, 2366 nt
Organism: Podarcis raffonei (Aeolian wall lizard)
Lineage: Eukaryota; Metazoa; Chordata; Lepidosauria; Squamata; Lacertidae
Gene: CD200R1
Product: CD200 receptor 1
Exons: 7
Coding region: 498-1580 (360 amino acids)
Biological process (GO): regulation of neuroinflammatory response
Cellular component (GO): external side of plasma membrane
Molecular function (GO): signaling receptor activity
Source: RefSeq, a predicted model, not a curated record